Molecule: messenger RNA, 291 nt
Organism: Dibothriocephalus latus
Lineage: Eukaryota; Metazoa; Platyhelminthes; Cestoda; Diphyllobothriidea; Diphyllobothriidae
Source: the annotation of a GenBank genome assembly
AUGGAAUUAAUCAACUACGCAGGGUGUCUCGACGGUGUAGCACCUUCCGACUUUUUUAUUGCACAUCCAAAGAGUCGGUCCGUGACCCUGAACAGCACAUUCAUACUGGAGUGCCGUUUCCGGAUCGAGAUCUUUCAGUCAGCGUCUCACGAAGGACUCCCCCGUAUUGAUUGGUCUCGAAACGGAUUCGGGAUCGGUGGGACGCCCGAGGAUAUCCACCAGGCGGGCAUAUGUGCUAACUACCCUGACUCUCGAUACUCCUUGCCCUACAACCUGCAGGAAGGUAAGUAG